AUGGCAGGAUUCCUUAGAGGCGGCGGAUCCGGCGGUGCCGGCUAUGGCAGGGUCAGCGGUGGCGCUGGAGGCAAUAAUCCUUACGGCGACGGUGCCAGCAAUCCGUACACAUCUGCCCCCGCGUCAUCCGGUCGACAAGCCGCUGCUGGCUACAGUGGUGGUGGCGCAGGCUUCAGAGGCGCAGGCUUCGGUGGUGGCGCCGGUGCAGGAGGAGCGGGCUUUGGUGGUGGUGCUCCUGCCACUCCACCUCGGCCCAGCGGCGGCUCGGGCUAUCGAGGCGGCGGUGCUGGCUUCUCUGGGGGUGCAGGCGGUGCUGGCGGCGCUGGGUACAGCUCAGAGAAGGCGCCGUCGCAGCGUGCAGCCGGCGGUGGCUAUCUCAUCGUCAAAUGCCCAGACCAGCUGACCCACUCCAAUUGCCUCGUCAUCAACCCUCAGGAGUGGGGGUCCACCCAGUAUGUGUUGGUCGAUGGCAUGUACGUCUUCACUGCUCGUUCCGACUCAACAGGGACGAUCCAGCCAGGAACACUCGGCACUGCGAUGCUGCAGCGAAGAUGGGCUGGCCUGUCCAUCCAGGGUCAGACGGUGCAAGCGGAGAGCUACGACCCCUUCGCUUUCGGCAACAGCGUCUACCUCGGCAGCAUCGACAUCGAGGUGGCUUACCUUAGUAAAGGCGAAGUCGCACCGCAAGCCUACGACACCGGUGACAUGGCCAAGAAGUUCACAAAGGCGUUCGAGAACCAUAUCUUCACGGUCGGACAAGUGUAUGUCUUCGAAGUACAGGGCAUGAACCUGGUAGCAACGAUCAAGGGCGUAGAGGUCGUCGAGCUGCACGAGAUCCAGCAGCGAGGGCAGGCUGGUGCCCAUGGAGCAUCCCAGCCAAGCCGAUCUGAUCGUGGUCUCCUGAUCGCUCAGACAGAGAUCAACUUCUCCGCCGCACAGAAUGGCGGUGUCAAGCUCAAGGCAUCCGGCAACCGUCCUCCUCCCAACGCGAUCCUGCAGCCCAACUUCAAGUUCGAAGAUAUGGGCGUUGGUGGUCUCGACAAGGAAUUCGCCAACAUCUUUCGACGAGCUUUCGCAUCCCGUAUCUUCCCACCAGCGCUCGUCGAGAAGCUCGGCAUUCAGCACGUCAAGGGUAUGGUGCUCUACGGUCCUCCCGGUACAGGUAAGACGCUGCUGGCACGACAGAUCGGAAAGAUGCUCAACGCUCGCGAGCCCAAGAUCGUCAACGGUCCCGAGGUGUUCAACAAGUACGUCGGUGGAAGUGAGGAGAACGUGCGCAAGCUGUUUGCCGACGCUGAAGCAGAGCAAAAAGCCAAGGGAGACGAGUCGCAGCUGCACAUCAUCAUUCUGGAUGAGCUCGACGCCAUGGUGAGGCAGCGUGGCUCCGGUGGUGCCGGCGCGACAUCGGCUGGUGACAACGUCGUCAAUACGCUCUUGGCCAAGCUCGACGGUGUUGAACAGCUCAACAACAUCCUCGUCAUUGGUAUGACCAACCGACUCGACAUGAUUGACGAAGCGCUCCUGCGUCCUGGCCGUCUCGAGGUGCACGUCGAAGUGAGUUUGCCGGACGAAUUCGGUCGUCGCCAAAUCCUCAACAUCCACACGAGCAAGAUGCGCACCAACGGCGUCAUGGACACCGAUGUCAACAUCGACGAGCUGGCGGGGCUCACCAAGAACUUCUCCGGUGCCGAGAUUGCGGGUCUGAUCAAAUCGGCGACGUCGUUCGCCUUCAACCGCCACGUCAAAGUGGGCACCAUGGCGGGCAUCUCCAACGACGUAGAGAACAUGAAGGUGCAGCACCAGGACUUCCUCAACGCUCUCGAAGAAGUCAAGCCAGCCUUUGGUGUUGCCGAAGAAGAGCUCUCGCAAGUCGUCCAGAACGGCAUCAUGCACUUUGCGCCGCACAUCGAUGUCAUCCUACGCGAUGGACAUCUUCGCGUCGAGCAGGUGCGGACGUCGCAACGUACACCUCUCGUCACCGUCUUGCUGCAUGGCCCGCCUGGUUCGGGCAAGACGGCGCUCGCUGCCACCAUCGCCAUCGCAUCCGACUAUCCGUUCAUCAAGCUCAUCUCGCCCGAAAGCAUGAUCGGCAUGGGCGACGCUCAAAAGAUCAACUACCUCAACAAGGUUUUCAACGACGCGUACAAGUCGCCCCUCUCGAUCAUUGUCAUUGACAACAUUGAAAAGAUUGUCGAGUGGGUACGCAUUGGGCCUCGGUUUUCGAAUUCGGUGCUCCAAGCGUUGGCCGUGCUGCUGGGCAAGCGACCGCCAAAGGACAAAAGGCUGUUGGUGUUGGCAACCACAAGCAACCGCCGCAUGCUGCACGAGAUGGAGAUGCUCAAUGCCUUCAUCGCCGAGAUUCGGGUGCCCAACAUCACGAGUUUGCGCAGCGUCGACCACGUCGUCAGGCAGAUGCAGCUGUUUGAUGAUGAAGGGGACAAGCAAAGGUGUCUGCAGCUGUUGGCCCAGGCGGGAUUGGGUGAAGAGGGAAAGUUGAAUAUUGGCGUCAAGAAGCUGCUCAGCGAGAUCGAGAUGGCUAGGUUGGAUAACGAUCCCGCAGAUAGAUUGGCCAGUAGUCUGUCGAGCGUGCAGAGCGGCGCGAUUGAUGUGGAUAUUGAUGUGGAUCUCAACUAG
Kalmanozyma brasiliensis GHG001 is the source of this 2634-nucleotide messenger RNA. Its product is annotated as ATPase, AAA-type, core. Gene Ontology annotation, molecular function: ATP binding; ATP hydrolysis activity. The record is from RefSeq and is a predicted model, not a curated record. The coding region runs from base 1 to 2634 and encodes 877 amino acids. Gene Ontology annotation, biological process: SNARE complex disassembly; Golgi to plasma membrane protein transport; intra-Golgi vesicle-mediated transport. Gene Ontology annotation, cellular component: Golgi stack. The transcript has a single exon. Lineage: Eukaryota; Fungi; Basidiomycota; Ustilaginomycetes; Ustilaginales.